This is a messenger RNA of Lepus europaeus (European hare), 882 nucleotides long. RefSeq names its product amine sulfotransferase-like. Bases 1 to 882 code for a protein of 293 amino acids. NCBI's taxonomy places the organism in Eukaryota, Metazoa, Chordata, Mammalia, Lagomorpha, Leporidae. The transcript has 6 exons. Gene Ontology annotation, cellular component: cytoplasm. The record is from RefSeq and is a predicted model, not a curated record. Gene Ontology annotation, molecular function: sulfotransferase activity. Gene Ontology annotation, biological process: sulfation.
AUGGACAAUACUGACAUGUAUUUAUGGAAUUUUAAAGGUUAUAAUUUUCAUCGUAUGGCAGUCAAUAUGGACUUCAUAAAAAAUCUAGAUGAUUUUGCAAUUAGAGAUGAUGAUGUCUUCAUAAUAACAUAUCCAAAAUCUGGUACCAUCUGGACUCAGCAAAUACUAAGCUUGAUUUAUUAUGUGAAGCAUCGCAAUAGAACUGAAAAUAUAAACACAAUUGAUAGAGCCCCUGUCCUUGAAUACAACUUUUUCAAUGUGGACUUUGAGAAAAGACAGUCCCCUCGCCUCUUUGCUUCCCACCUCCCAUAUUAUUUAGUUCCCAAAGGACUGAAGAACAAGAAAGCUAAAAUUAUUUAUGUCUACAGAAAUCCUAAGGAUAUUUUGGUCUCAUAUUUUCAUUUUGCAAAUUGGGUGAUCACAUUUGAACCUACAGAUACCAUAGAACGUUUCAUGGGAAAAUUUCUAGAUGGAAAAGUGGUGGGAAGCCUUUGGUUUGAUCAUAUCAGAGGCUGGUAUGAGCACAAACAUGACUUCAAUAUUCUGUUCAUGAUGUAUGAAGAUAUGAAGAAGGAUCUCAGAAGUUCAGUGAUUAAAAUCAGCCAGUUUCUUGAGAGAGAGCUGAGUGAAGAGGAUGUGGAUGCUGUUGUGAGACAGGCUACCUUUGAGAACAUGAAGUUCAUUCCAGAAGCAAAUUAUGCAAAUGUUAUAGACAUUGAAACUGCGACAAGAAAUAAGGAGGGAUGUCACAUGCGGAAAGGUAUUGUUGGAGACUGGAAACAUCACUUGACUGUAGAGCAGAGUGAAAGAUUUGACAUCAUUUUCCAGAGGAAAAUGAAAGACUUUCCAUUGAAGAUCAUCUGGGACAGUAAUGAGCAAUAG